AUUCUAUUGCACAUUCCACCUAACCCCCACUCUGACAAACAUUAAACGUCAAAAGAUCUGUGAUCCAAAAAGUAUUUUGGGAUUUUCAAACAUUUGCCCGGAAUUUUUGGCUUUCGAAAAUUUAGUUGCGAAUCGAUGGCGAGUUAAUGCUGGCGGAGAGAGUUACGAACGAAAAUGACUGAUCGAUCCAGAAGGUUAAGUUACGAAAACGCGGGAUACCUUUCGGGAAAAAUGGUUAACGUAAAUGAUCUUAGUCCUAGGAAAACAAUGCUUGUUUUGGUGAUAGUGGUCGGUUGUUUCGCUGUACUGUGGCCUAAAGUAUUUUACCCCAUGCUUGUAGGAUCUGCGAAUAAUAAAAUCAAACCCAGUGCUAUUGACAGGACGCAAGGUUGCUGUGAUGUUAUAUCCGAAAAAGACUUGACCACCCUCAAACUAAUGUCUGAAAUAUGUGACACUAUCAUAAAAAGUGAUAGCGAUAAGCCUAUGUCGAAUAAAGAGUUGUUACAGAAGUGUCAGAAUCUUGUAUUAGACACAUGCGGCAUUGAUAUUUCCGCUGUCCUCCAGGAACAAGUCAGAUUAGGCCACACUACCAAGCAAAUAUUAGAAGAAGUACGAUCGCUAAAUGGAUCUCUAUGCUUGAAAUACAAUUUUGGAAUAGCACCAUGGAAGUUAGGAGUACCUCAUCGGGUUACUGUCAAGGUGUCACCUUCCUACACCCACAAAAACGCCCGUAUCACGUACGCUAGUACAGGUAGGGCGGUUAAGCCUGGACCGAUACCGGGGAUGCGACCAACAAUAGGCGGUGCCGGUCACGUUGUGCCUCCUAAACAAGGUGGAACCAGUAUGGGACUUAUUAUGCCUAUAUACACCGUUGGUAUCGUCAUAUUUUUCACUUACACCGUUAUGAAGAUUGUGUUCAAGAAACAACCCGAAGUUCUAUAUCCACCGUUAAACCCCGAUCCUCACUUCAGGCGAGAAGUUUUUGAAGCUGACCGAGGUCAUUUGAGUUCGAGAUCCAAAGAAGCCUCUUCCGGCAAAUUAGUUGUAAACGCUAUGUCAGCGCUAUUGGACGAAGUAGAUUUGGAGCUGUCAUCUCGUCGUAAAGCUAGUGAGGUUAUACAGGAAAUCUUUUUGGAAGGCUCCCUACCACCUCAGUCGCAUCUUCUAGUAACUGAUUCCGCCACGGAAGCCCAAAAAGUCGACGCCGAAGAAGAUCCGGCGGUAGUUUUGGCUGGAAAGAUGACUUUGUCCGUCAUUAGUCUGGAUUCUUCCGAAAAUGGCACCGACGAAUCUUCCAAUUCCGGAAAGAAGAACGAAGACAGAAGUAGCAGUAACGUAUCUGAGGAGUUCGAGAAAAUCGAUAUGGCGCAACUUGAAGAACAAAUCGAUAACAUUAUAGCAGAAGCUGAAAUUGGUAGCCUUAAGGAAACUGAAAUUGAACUCUUGAAGGAGCCCAAAGAAAGUUCACAGUUUGUUGCUCUCGAAACAGAGGAAUGCAUUAAGCAAAUUGCGGAAGCUAUUGAUUCAGGCUAUCCUGAAAUAGAGCAAGAAUCUACAGAAAAUAAAAAUGAAGCUGAAGAGAAAGCAGAGGUUAUAUCUAAAACUAAACAGGAACCUUCAUUAGCUUCUGUCGAAAAUUUAAUCGCUGAAAAGGUAGAAGCUGUUAGCGAGACUUUUCAAGACAAACAAAAAGAACUAGAUGAAUUAUUGUCAGAAACUGAACAAAAUUUAACAAAAUCAACUGAAUAUAUAGAUGAUCAAAUUGAACAAAUAGAGAGAGAUUUAAUCAAAAUUGAAAAGGAACAGGAAGAAAUGACCGUUGAAAAAGAUAAUCUACCCGAAUCAAAAGAAGUAAAAGAAAUUAUUGAUGAAAUUAAAGAAGAAUAUGUCAUUGAAGAGGUUAUUAUACCCGCUACUUCAAAAGAAUUAGACAAGAACAACGAACAGAAGGUAGAAAAAGUUUCAGAGUCUAAUAUUUUAGGUAGUCAAACAUCUGACGCAAUUUUAGAAGUUGACAAAAAUAAGAAAGAACUGGAUGGUUCAAAAAUAAGCGCAGAACUAGGUGAAGAUAAACCAAUAGAAGGUGUCGUGGGUGAACAAACAACCAGUGAUACCGUUAAAGAUAGUGUAGAAGUCAGUGAAAACAUCCCUGAGAAAACUACAGAAGUGGACAGUACCUUAGUUAAGUCCAGCAACGAAGACAUUCUACCUCAAGAUAAGAGUGAUAUCGAAAGACAAGACAAAGAUAAGACUGAUAGUACCAUAAAAAAAGAAGAGUUUGUAGAGGAGCCUGCCGACGUAGAAGAUGUAGUUGAGGUGGAAGGUGAGGACUAUGUACUAGAAAGUGACGAGGAAGUUGAAGACGAUUAUGAAAAUGAAGAAGACGUCCUCCAGGGUGAAAGUAAGCAAGGAGCAGUGUUACAACAAGAUGCAGAAGAUGACGAAGGAGUGGAAUACGAUGAAGAAUAUGAAGAGGAAAGCGAAGACGAAAACGGAGAAGAAAUCGAACAAGAAGUAGUUGAAUAUAUCAGCGAUGAAGAGGAAGAAGUCGAAGAAGUGGAAGAGGAAGAGGAGGAGGAAGGAGAAGAAGAUGAAAAAGUUGUAUCGCACGUAUGA
Messenger RNA from Diabrotica balteata, 2616 nucleotides. The record is from the annotation of a GenBank genome assembly. Lineage: Eukaryota; Metazoa; Arthropoda; Insecta; Coleoptera; Chrysomelidae.